Molecule: messenger RNA, 3006 nt
Organism: Sphenostylis stenocarpa
Lineage: Eukaryota; Viridiplantae; Streptophyta; Magnoliopsida; Fabales; Fabaceae
Source: the annotation of a GenBank genome assembly
AUGUUAAAGUUUAUAUUUUUCUCAGGUCCAAUGCCACCGCGGUUUACUUUUCUCCGUGUAGAAUCUUUGCGGCAAGCUGCACUUGCCAAUCAUAAUGUGGAUUUGAAAGAAAAUAAAGUUGCGACCAAUUCUGUCCAGGGUACUAGUCAAAUUUGUCAGGAAUCAUUGACUGUAAAGGAUAAUCGAGAAUCCUUUCUUAGUUGUUCUGAGAAGUUACGGGGAGUUGAUCAGGAAAAUGAGCAUGGGAAAUACAGUGUGGAAGUUGGGGGAUUUAAUAGUAAAAGUUUGUGCAAGGUUGCUAAGUCGACAGUGAGAAAACUUUUCAAUGAUGAUGUACCUGUUGAAACAAAUGGACCAUCCCUUAGCUGCAAUGCAUUAAAUGAAGGAGAUGACUUAGACAAGCUGCCUAUUUACCAUGGUGAAUUGGCAGGGUUAAGCUAUGUUAACUCUGAAGAACCUGGAGUGUUGUCACAGGUCAAUGCUCUUGACUUUGUAGAUAGGUUUCUCAAAGAUAAUAUCACGGAUUUUGAUCAAGAAACUAACUGUGUUAAGAAUAUGGGGGAAAAGUCAAAAUCAAUUCCCAGUACAAAAAGGCAGCACAGUUGGGCAAAGACUGUAAAUGAUAGUGGCAAAGCUAGAAGAACUGGGAUUUAUGACUGGGAUGAUAGCCGUGAGGAUGAGGGUGGAGGAGAUAUAUAUUUAAGGAGAAAGGAAGAUUUUUUUAAGGGGGAAACACAUAGGCCAAUGUCGUUGCCGGGAUUCUGGAAGAGCAAAAUACACAAACUAAGUCUAAAUGAUGAUAAGGAAGACACAAAUAUUCAUAAUAGAAGAAAGACCGCAGUUCAUUCUGAUUCAAGACUAGGGAUGCAUAUUCUGAAAGCAAGGGACAAUGUUAUACCAGAAGCAGCAAUGAAUUUAAGACGAAAUCUUGCUAAUGAAUUGGAUGAACAAUUGAACACUGAUUGCUCUAGAGGAGAGAUGAAGCCGCAUGCUAAUGCAGAUGCACGGGAGAUGUUAGAUGUAGGUCCAGAUACUCAAAUGGCUGCUGAGGCUAUGGAAUCAUUGUGCAAUGCCAAGGAUAUUGUUGAUAAUGAUACUGCUCAUGUUACUAGAAGUGGUUUAACUUAUAAACUUAAUAACUCUUGUACUGAAAAAGUGAAGCUGGUUUCAUCAAAGGAACAUUUGGGACUAUAUGACAGGAAAAGGAAAGUUAAUGUUAAAUCAAUGUUGCAAACUUCAGGUUUAUCAAAGAGAAGUACUAAAGAAGCCAGGCAGUGCACAAAGGAUAGUAUGAUGACAAGAUCAAAGAGGAGUAAGUUAAAUGCAGAAGGCAACCAAGGCUCCAGUGAUAAUGAAAAUGGUAGAGUAUCCUUGUCUCCCAUAAUUACACAAAGAGAGUCAGCUGGAGCUUUGAAAAGAGUCCAGCAUGAUGCAGUGAAUAAUCUUGGCAAUCAUAGAGGGAGUUCGGUCAGCAGAAGGCAAUUUCAGGAUAGUGUUUGGCAUUUUUCACCAAUUGCCCACAGAACUAGACAAUCCUUAUCAGUAAAUCUUGAUAUACCACCCAAGAGUUUGAGAGAUGGGAAUAUAGGGAUUGAUACCCUUGAGAAAAACAGUGGAAUUGACCUACAGGUGUCAAAAGCAUUGAAUUCUAAAUCUACAGGAUAUUCUGAGAAUUCUGCCCUGACGGAAAAUGUUGUUAGUUUCAGUGACGAUGUUGAAAUGGAUAUAGUAGAUUGCCCUAAAAGACGCAGAUCUUUGAGAAUUAGGAAGUUGUCUAACCUUGAUAAAGGAUCUGAGACAUUAAUUUGUUCAUCCAAGCCAGCUGCACAACCUGAAGAUACGGGGAAAUCUACUGACAGGAAGAGGAAAAUGAAAACAGAUUCUGUUGUCAAAUCAUAUGUGAAUUGCAGAGAUCACUCAUCUCCAAAUGAUGGUUCAGUAAUAUAUUCUGUUCAGAAAAGGAAUAUAUCAGAGCUAAAUUUAGAUAAAGCAAACCCAGGGGAUAAUAUCAAUAGUUCUGAAGCCACCACCAGUUCAGAUGAAUCGCUGAGAGAGAGGGCCAAGUCAUCUGACUUGGCAUCUGCAACUCCAUCGAAAUGUAAGAUGCAUGUGAUUGAUGCAUCACCUGUUUGUAUGGGCGACGAAUAUUACAAACAAUCAUGCAAUAGAAGUCGUUCCACAUCAUGCCUUCUUAAUGUGUCUCGAAAGGAGCUCCACAGAGAACUUCAAAACUUGAGUGUCAUCCGACCUGAAUUGCUUACUCCCUCUAAAGAUUCAAGAAAGAGGAGGGACAUGACCAAUGUUCGAGUUCUUUAUAGCCGGCACUUGGAUGAAGAUAUUAUUAAGCAUCAGAAGAAGAUAUUAGCACGACUUGGAGUUUCUGUGGUAUCCUCCAUUGCAGAUGCUACCCACUUUAUAGCUGAUCAAUUUGUGCGUACUAGGAAUAUGUUGGAAGCUAUUGCUUUUGGUAAACUGGUGGUCACACACUUGUGGAUUGAGAGCUGUGGACAAGCUCACUGUUUUAUUGACGAGAGACAUCACAUAUUGAGGGAUGCCAAAAAGGAAAAGGAGUUAGGUUUCAGUUUGCCAGUUUCACUAGCACGAGCAAUCGAGAAUCCUCUUUUGAAGGGUCGAAGAGUAUUGAUCACCCCUAAUACUAAACCUAGUAAAGAGAUUAUUUCAAAUUUAGCAAGAGCAGUUCAGGGCCAGGUGGUGGAGAAAGUAGGAAGAUCGAUUUUGAAGGGCCACACGGUUCCAGAUGAUUUGCUGAUCAUAUCCUGUGAAGAGGAUUAUGCCUCUUUGGUGCCUUUUCUUGAAAAGGGGGUAAUGGUGUACAGUUCUGAACUGUUGCUGAAUGGCAUAGUUACUCAGAAGCUGGAGUAUGAAAGGCAUCGACUUUUUGCAGACAAUGUGAAGAAAACUCGUUCGACCUCGAGUGAUGCAGACCAAGGUCGCUAUUCCACGGUUCUCAUCCUUUCAUAUGCUACAAACAGGAGAGAAAUGUGA